Xenopus laevis (African clawed frog) is the source of this 2089-nucleotide messenger RNA. It is a transcript of the gene ptafr.L, whose product is annotated as platelet activating factor receptor L homeolog. The transcript is spliced from 3 exons. Gene Ontology annotation, molecular function: G protein-coupled purinergic nucleotide receptor activity; platelet activating factor receptor activity; G protein-coupled receptor activity. Bases 641 to 1711 code for a protein of 356 amino acids. Gene Ontology annotation, cellular component: plasma membrane; membrane. Lineage: Eukaryota; Metazoa; Chordata; Amphibia; Anura; Pipidae. The record is from RefSeq and is a predicted model, not a curated record. Gene Ontology annotation, biological process: chemotaxis; G protein-coupled purinergic nucleotide receptor signaling pathway; signal transduction.
AGCUCAUGCUGCAGGGUUGAUUACUAAAUUCUAGGGCAAAGUGCACUAUUUUCUGAGCUGCUAUAUAAUGAGAAACUGAAUUAAAUGACAAGGAAAGCUUAAAGACAAUAUUUUGUGCAGGAAAAGGCGUACCUCAAUACAGGUUAAUAGUGCAGUCAUUUCGCUGAAGCAUGAAGCCAUUAAGAAGAUCUGGAGACGAUGGUUUCACAAAAGUGACAAGUACAGAGAGAGAGAAUACUACUCAAAAUGCAUCGGUUUGCCCUCAAGACCAAGACGCAUGUGCAAUAGAUAUUCUUGUGAAUCAGCGCAUGCACAGAUGGUAUUACUUGUGAGCGUGCUUUCUUCUGUGGGAGGCAUCUUGCUGUCAGGAAUUUUAGCACAUGCACAGAUCAUUGGAAAUGAUGAUGAAGUUGCAGGUUUCCUGUACACUGCCCCUUGGCCAUCACACACCCUUUUGCCUCCUGAUUGUUUGUCUGAGAGAUCAGCAGCAUGCACACAUCAUCAGAGAAUAGAUCUGGAACAGUCAAGGCCUGCUUGCUCUUCUAGGAAUCCCUGAAUUUGGGAAUAGAUUCAUUAGCAAAGACAAUCCAAGCACCAGACGGGAACACAAUACGUUGCGGUAUUUUACGCGCUGAUAUUUAUGGAAAUGUCUUCAGAGGCACCUACAGUCUACCUAAGUAAAACAGAUCCUUGCGAUGUGGUGGAUUCCCCUUUCAGAUACUCCCUCUUCACUGUGACCUACAGCAUCAUUUUUGUCUUCGGCUUUAUCGCCAACUGUUACGUCUUGUGGAUAUUUGGCCGCGUUUACCCUGCCAAGAAUCUCAGUGAAAUUAAAAUAUUUAUGAUCAAUUUGACAAUUGCAGACUUGCUGUUUUUAGUAACGCUUCCACUGUGGAUUGUUUAUUACCAUUAUGAAGGGGACUGGUUUAUGCCUUCCUUUCUUUGCAAUGUGGCUGGCUGUUUUUUUUUCCUCAACACAUAUUGUUCCGUGGCAUUUCUUGGAGUCAUAAGCUAUAACCGAUUCCAGGCUGUAACACGUCCGGUAGAAACUGCUCAGUCCACAGCAAGAAUCAGAGGCAUUUGCAUCUCAGUAGCUGUAUGGAUCCUUUUGUUUGCCAGCUCAUUAUAUUUUCUUAUUUUUCCUGGCACUAAUAUAGUGAACAUUGAUGGCAAAAAUUUCACCAGAUGCUUUGAAGGAUACAGUAUUGACAACAGAGAACCAGUGGCUGUUAUACACUUUAUACUGGUUGGGGCAUUUUUUGUGGUGUUUCUCAUCAUAUUAACCUGCAAUUUGGUGAUUGCCAGAACCUUACUUUACCAGCCAGUGAAGUCGAGGAAAAGUUCAGACAUGAAGCAUAGAGCUUUGUGGAUGGUGGUCACUGUACUUGCAGUCUUUGUCCUAUGCUUUGUGCCUCACCAUAUUGUAGAUGGCCCUUGGACUCUAACAGUAUUGAGAAUGUGGCAUGAAACAGAUUGUGAUUUCCGAAAAAUGCUAAAUAAUGUGCAUCAAAUAACACUGUGUCUUAUGAGCACCAACUGCAUGCUGGACCCAAUCAUCUAUUGUUUCCUCACAAAGAAGUUCAGGAAACAUCUCAGUGAGCGAAUCCAGAACAUUAAAAGCAGCCGUAAGUUGUCCAGAAAUACGACUGACACCAACGUAGAGACCAUAUUGCCAUUCAAAGAAAAGAUAGACAAUGUUACCAGUGUAUAAAUAUAUUCAACAGUAUUUUAAAUAAAAUCUGGGAAAACAAGUCAUAUACUUUGCUGAUGCUAACACAGUAAAGGAAGUAAUAGAGGAAACCUAUAGCCUUGCUGUGAGAAGAUCAUACAUAUAAUAAGUGACUGGAAGACUGGUUAAGUAAGGCUUGGUUUGUACUGUACAGAUUAUAUAAGGAUUUAAACAAAGAAACGCUUUAAGAAAAUAGGUGCGAUUAAACAGUCUGAGGAUAAAAAUCUACGGGCAUUAUAUUAAGCUUUGUUAAUAUUUGUAUUGUUUUACUUGAACUAUUUGAAACUCUGAUUAAUUAAAAGCUGGAGGUCAUACGAAAGCCUGAGUGUUAGUGUAACUUAAUAAACCUUCAUAAAAGCU